CAACAUUUCAACUUUACUUUUAUAUAUAAUUCUGAAGUUUCCUCAAAUGCGUCUUUGUUUAGUAUCAUCGUGAUUGCUUGCUAGAUUGAAGAAUUGAGGAAUUGACGAUCAUGGCUUCAACUACCGGUGUCGGAGAUGAAGAAACGGCGCCUUUACUAGCAACAUCGCCAACUUCAUCAACUGGCGUUAUUAAUUCGCAGUAUCAAUCAUUAAGCCAAAUCAGCAGCAGUAAUGAUAGUGAUGUUAGUAACACCAGCAAUACCGACCCCAGAUGGACUCUUAGUCAGAGCGCGCGCCGACUCUACAUCUCUCAUACCCUCUCAACAUGGAACUCACGCGUCUUCGAAUUUGGAAGUGUGCUAUAUCUCGCCUCAAUAUUUCCCGGAACCCUGAUGCCACUUGCGAUUUAUUCGAUAGUGAGAGGCGCUUCUGCUAUUACAUUGUCGUCAUGGGUCGGGAGUUAUAUCGAUCGCAAAGACCGCCUUAAUACCGUGAGACUGUCAAUCGUCUCACAGCGACUUGUUGUUGCUGCCUCAUGCGUUAUCUUCUUUAUACUCAGCAGAGUUGAAAGCCCUUCAGAUGAACUGCGGGUCGGGUUGCUUGCAGCCUUGAUCUUCAUGGCAUGCGUUGAGAAGCUGGCCGCUAUCAUGAAUCUCGUGUCCGUUGAAAGAGAUUGGGUUAUUGUUGUGGCACGCUCAGAUACUACUGCACUUCGAACCAUGAACUCGCAAAUGAGGCGGAUUGACCUUAUUUGUAAACUACUUGGACCUUUUUUCAUAGGUAUACUCGACGGUGUUUCCACGGAAACAGCGAUUCUUGUCAACCUAGCAAUGAACUGUACUUCAGUUAUUGUUGAGUAUUUCACCAUUGCCAAGGUCUAUUAUCAAGUACCCGAACUGCAGCAUCCAAAGACCACGCCCCCUAUUGUACCACAAAAUGAGGAACAGCAGACUCGUCAGAAUGCCUGGGUGUCAUUCAAAAAAGCUAUACAGAAGACGUCCAGUGAUCUUCGACUUUACUUUACCCAUCCCGCGUUUGCCCCCUCCUUCUCAAUAGCGCUUCUUUACUGCACAGUUCUGUCUUUUGGUGGUGUUAUGGUUACAUAUCUGUUAGCGAGUGGAUACACUUCAGCCCAGAUUGCCGCAAUGAGAACAGUCUCGGUGACUCUUGAGGUUCUCGCCACAUGGAUUGGACCGUGGGUGAUGAAGAAGAUCGGACCCGUUCGUGCUGGUCUUUGGUUCCUGAGCUGGGAACUGGGAUGUCUAGCAAUUGGUGUAUCAAUUUUCUGGCGAUAUGCUGACAACGUCUUGGUAUCAACACUGGGACUUGUCUGUGGUUCAAUGUUGAGCCGAAUCGGACUUUGGGGGGUAGAUCUGUCUGCACAGGUUAUUAUUCAAGAGGAAGUUGAGGCAGAGAAACGAGGAGCCUUUUCUGCUGUGGAAGCUAGUUGGCAAAAUGUGUUCGAGAUGUGUUCAUACACGUCAACCAUCAUAUUCUCGUCACCCAGUCAGUUCCACAACCCGACAGCGCUCAGCGUCACAUCAGUAUUCUUUGCAUGGCUACUGUACAGCUCUUUUGUCAAGAAGCGACGAGGACAUCUCGUCCACUGGCCUACUUGCAUGUCCCCAGAAAAGCAGCAGGCAACGAUCGACGAGCUAUUCGAGUCCGGGCCGUCGAGGCGAAGAGAGGGGCUCUGAAUGUUUGUAUGAUAUGCAUAUGCAAGAGAGGAUCGCACGAGACAUGUUAGUGGUCACCUGGAUCGGGAAGCAGUGCAACAAUGAUAGGAUAGCACAGGAUCUUGUGGGUUGGGAACCCUCCACGUUUAUUUCCGUGUCUCGGACGGCAGCGGGUUGUCUUGGAUAUGCAUGCACGGCAAGGCCUCGUGGAUCGAGGAGCGGCCCUUAUAGAUGAUGCAGGUUUGGUUACAUGAGGGAGGACAGCAGUGAUUUUGGGUAGAUGUGUAUGACGUGAAGAGACUCGAGUAGGGGAAACAGUGAGACGAUGUUUGUCUUUUUCUGCUAGUCAAUCAGUGCUCCAUAUCUU
Molecule: messenger RNA, 2043 nt
Organism: Fusarium oxysporum Fo47
Lineage: Eukaryota; Fungi; Ascomycota; Sordariomycetes; Hypocreales; Nectriaceae
Exons: 5
Coding region: 111-1697 (528 amino acids)
Biological process (GO): iron ion transmembrane transport
Cellular component (GO): membrane
Molecular function (GO): iron ion transmembrane transporter activity
Source: RefSeq, a predicted model, not a curated record